UCGCGAGCGUCGUUGGACAACAAAAUCGACGGUCCAUAUUUUCCCCCGCAAAUGCAAUGAUCCAAGAGAAAGCCUCUGGGAAAAGCUCUUUAACUCUGUUGCAAGCCAGCUCUGUAGUACUUCUGUUUCAAAAUGUCACGGACGAGAAAGUCCAACAGAAAUAAAAAACCCACCACCGUCGAAAUCGUCCUCGACUCCUCCGACACGGACACCGUCACCGACUCCGACUCCGACUCCGACUCCGACUCCUCCGACCUACACUCUCCAAUCUCAGAGCUUUUCAGACACAAUGUGUCGAAACAUCGCUCGUGCUGGAGGCAUGUUUUUUCGUCUUCGAUUGUUCAAAAGAAGAGAAUAACUCUAGGGGAUAUUAAAGAGGUAAAGAAGAGUUCCAUGUGCCUUUUGGAAUGCCCUCCCCGCUUCACUCGCCGCGAGAGGUCAAAGAGAUUUGGGAAAAAAGAAGAGGUGAAAGAGCUGAUGAGGCCUCACAAGGUUGCUGAGCGUGCAGUUUCACGAAAAAGGGAAAAGCUAGACUCUGGAGCUUUCAUGCGUUACUUUGAGAACUUGUGGAACAGCUUUUCAGAAGACAAGAGGACCUCUUUCGCUUACCUUGACUGUUUAUGGUUUAGCUUGUACUUGCAACAAAACAUUCACAAAGAACUUAAACGAGACAUUAAGACCAAGGUGCUGAAGUGGAUUAAGAAUAAGUGCAUCUUCUCAAUGAAAUAUGUCAUUGUUCCUAUCGUUUGCUGGAGCCACUGGAACCUCCUGAUUCUAUGCCAUUUUGGUGAGAGUCUGCAGUCGGAAACCCAAAGACCAUGUAUGCUGUUGCUUGAUUCUCUUCAAGGUGCUGAUCCAGGGCGGUAUGAAAAAUAUAUAAGAAAAUUUGUACUGGACAUUUUUAUGGAAGAGGGAAGACCUGAGAAGAAAGAUCUUAUCUACCGAAUUCCUUUGUUGGUGCCUGAGGUGCCACAACAGAGAGAUGAUGUCGAGUGUGGUAACUUUGUUCUAUACUACAUUAACUUGUUCAUGGAAGGUGCUCCCGAGAAUUUCAGCACUGAGGGCUACCCCUACUUUAUGAAGAAGGAUUGGUUUUCCCCCAAGGGCUUGGAUUAUUUCUGCCAGAAACUGUACUCUUCUGCAACGUGAUGUUCGUAUGCUAACAGUGAAGGAGAGGUCCAUAGGUUCUGGUUGACUUAAUGCAAUUGUUUCUGUAAAGUGAUUAAGAUAUAAUCAGGUGAUUUAGGUGGAUUAAAAGUUAGUCUUAGGAUGACAAAGUAACGGCGGAAAAGUGUGUACUGAGAAACCUUUUGGUUAAUGAGAAAGGGAAGCCCUUAUGUUAUAGAUGUCGGCUCCUUCUCGACUGGCCUGUAAUUUUCUUAGAGAGAUGAUUUCGCUAAACGCAAUAUAGAGCUGUUAAUCAAAGUGUUGUGAUUA
Pyrus x bretschneideri (Chinese white pear) is the source of this 1437-nucleotide messenger RNA. RefSeq names its product probable ubiquitin-like-specific protease 2A. NCBI's taxonomy places the organism in Eukaryota, Viridiplantae, Streptophyta, Magnoliopsida, Rosales, Rosaceae. Gene Ontology annotation, molecular function: cysteine-type peptidase activity. Gene Ontology annotation, biological process: proteolysis. The coding region runs from base 133 to 1149 and encodes 338 amino acids. The transcript has 7 exons. The record is from RefSeq and is a predicted model, not a curated record.